UAAGAGAAAAAGGAGAAACUGUGGGUCUAGUGAAAAACGCCAAACCAAGCUCCAAUGCCCAGGCACAUCAGUGAGGAAAUGGAUUUCCGCAGCACGCAACACGUCCUGGUUCCCGCGCUAGAAUACAAACAGAGAAAUGAACUCCAUCCUCCCAGCAGCUCACCACUGGCAGCCGAGCCGUUAAAUCACGCCUUCCUGCAGACAGCCCUGCAUGAACAUCUGUGUAACAGGUACCUUAAUGCACUUCACAACUGCUCUUUGUACGGUGUGGACACAGAGGACCGAACAUGGGACUGAGUAACAGGAGAAACCCCUUAAGAAGGGGCUUGGGGAACCUUUCCCCCCUGCCACUGCCCCUUCCUCCUUCACAUGCAGCUUCUCCCAGUUUAAGCAAAUACGCUGUGCUUGACAAAAACAAGGUGCAGUUUCUUAAGGAACUAAGAAGCCAACAAAUGAUAGUUCAUGGAGAUGUAGUAUCACAAUUGUUUGCAACUUUCUGUGCACACUCCAUCUGCCAGAUGAAAGCACAAUUUUAUUGGACAAAGCAAAAGGCAGCAGGAAGGUGAUCGCGCAAGAGCCUGGAGCAGCAUCGCCUUCCUUACGGUCUCUCAACCACACAGCAUCCACACACCAGCUUGGUCUGUGCAGAAACAGGCAGGAGAAUCCCUCAGCUACAAUGGAGAGCCCAGCACGUAUCGCGCCGGUGCCGGCUGCCCGGGCUCUGACAGCACAGCUCCCUGUCCACACUGGGAAAGGGGAAAGAGACGGCGAAAGGGAAAACAGAGCUUUUCCUAAGCCAAUGAAAUGCAACUGUGAACACAGUUCCCAUGGUAACAGCAGGAUCCAGGGGAAGAAAAGGAAAUGUAAAUCGGAUUAUCAAGAAGGGGAUGAACAGGGAGGGAAGAACUAACGAACCAGUUGCAUCAGCCAGCCCAGCCAGGAACUCUUCCCCGAGCGCAGCAGCCUCCCGGUAAUUGAUGCAGAACGGUACUUUCACCGUCUGCCAUCUUAACCAUAAAUGAGGAGGAGGCUCAAAAAUGCCCUGAACAUUAAAAAGAAAAAAUCAAAGAGAAGUAACUCAUGAGAGCCAAGAUUUAUGCCCCUGCAGCCCCAGGGGACAGAGAGCGCCCCGCCGUGACAUUCCAGCAAGGACUCGCGCUUUGCGGAGCGAACACGGUGAAAUGGAGGCAGCUUCCAGCAGAGCCAGAAGCACAGCAGGUGGAUUUAAACCCACACGUCCAAGAGCAGCAGAGCAUGUUUCUGCAGGGUUCCCAGGCUCGCAAGCAACCCUCCCAGCCUGGGGAAGGACCACGGCAUCUCGGCUGCCCUCUAGAUCCGCGCUCCCUGCGCCGCUUCGGCUGCUCACUGCAUGCACCCGCUGCUUCCCAGCCCGGAACAGGUUAAGUCUCAAAAACACCUCCUGGGGUUCUGAUACUCCUUUUCUGCUCUGUUUUAUUUCCUCAAAGACAGAGAUUCGCUGCCUGGGUCUGGCUUGACCUCACGGCAGAGCCCACGGCCGCCCCUCCGCAGCACAGUGUGCGGGGCGGAGCAGGAGGGACACGCGGAUUUGCCACGCCGGAGCCCUUUUGGAGACAGGCACAAAUAUUUCAUGGUGGGGAGAUGGUGCUCUGGCAGCAUCGCACAGAUGUGGAUUUGCAGAGGAAGUCGCAGGUUGGCCUGACCUGGGGAGGGGGAGAGGGACAGCCCCGCCACGCCAGGACACCCCGUAUCGUCACACGCAUCAGAAUGCUGCACCAGCCCCAAAACACAACCAGGCAGCCGUUCCUAAGCGGGGCCAGGUUCCAGGAAAGGCAAAACAUCCAGCUGGAACCAGAAAAGACAUCUCCAGAGUGGCACAAACUGUACAGACGCCCUUUGAUUCAGGCACUCAGUGCAACCUCCUCCGUUCAGAAGGAGAGGGGGACUCGAGAGCCCUGUCUUGACUCUUUGCAGUAUGUCGAGCGGGUCCUGUCUGAGAGCCUCUGAACGUCUGGCACAAAGGAGCACUUGUGCCUCCGGAGCACGUGUAGAGAGAAAGAAAACGGACUGAAUAGCACAAUGCAGGACUGAGCUGAUCUCUGAAACUCUCACGCUUGAUCUAACGGCAAAAUUACCAGGGGUACGUACCCAAGUGUCUUCCUAUCAGCAGUCCUGCAUGGAAGCAAUGUCCUGGUUCGAGUUCCCCAAAAUCCAGCCACAUGGCAGCCAUGCCAACAGGAGGAAGGAGCGAGAUUUCAGCAAGGGCAGCCCAUGUGGGGCCACCACUCUGGUAGUUAAUUGAGGCAAAGCUGCUAUGCUUUUCUUGGCCGCCAGUGUGAGGUGGAGGAGUUUGUUACUGCCAAUGCAUUUUUCCUCACGCACAGUUCUUCCGCAUGAGGUUGAACUGCUUAGCGUUGACAGUGCAUCUGUUAAGAUUGGCUCUAGAAACCAAAUGUUCUUGAAAACAGAGAAAAGCGCUGUGCUUGCCCUCCAUCUCCCCGGCCACGCAGCCCCCGCGAUGGGCAGAGAGCACGCGCGAUGGCCCGGGGCGGCUGCGGCUGCAGAGCCGCUCUGCCCGAAAGGUGCAGCGGGCGCAGGCGCGAGGGGCGGCUCCCCGAGGACGGCGGGACCCGCAGAGUCAGGCUCGUUUCUGCUGACACAAGGAGAGGGCCCGCAGGAGACCUGGGAGAAGCACUCUUCCCAAUGCUUCAAAUUCCUCUCCUGCUUUGCGUUCAUGGUUUACAACUGCAUUUCUGUCCCACCUCCCACAGCAGCUACCUUGGGCUUAGAGAAAACGGUGAGCCUGCUUCUUCGAGAAGAUCCUGCACCCAGCACGUAGCACCGGCAUCACCACGGACUACAUGCGCCAUGCAAGGACAUCCCUGCAAACGGAGGAAGACUGCCUUCCUCCACGGUCACCCAAUCCUCUCUUCAGAGGAAGAAAGAAAAGAAAAAGAAAGGCCAACGCAGCCUCCUCACUUGACUCCCUUUAAUUAGUAACCAUCUGGUUUUGCGGAGAGCUGUCAACCAACGUGGAGCAUUUGGCAAGUUUCCUCGGCUGCUGCUCUCCUAACUUCAGCUCCUGGGAUUUGCAACUCAAGAUCCGAAGCAGGUCUCAGAUCAGCUAUUUUAUCAGAAUGCCUAAAAUUCACCAGUCAGCUGGUGGCUUUGUCCACCAGGUUCAGGAAAUGAGAUUUUUCUUAGUUGCGACCGCACGCCACAGACUUCCAGUGCUCCUCAAAGACUUGAUCUCCAGCCCCCGGCAGCAAACACUAAGGUCAGACUGAACCGAAUAUCACGCUAUGCAACCUUCACUGUAGUCUGCAGACAGACCAAAGGCCGUGAGGUGCCCACCCCUUCCAUUGCCGAGGAAUCAGCAAAACCUCACAGAGCAGACAUGACAUCAGGCUCUUGGGACGGAGACAACACUGGGGCAGCAUUGAGGCAAUCGCAACACGAGGGAGAUAUUCAAAGGACUAAAGCCCAGACAGAGUCCACACAGCAAGGACUGCCCAACCCCAGAAAACCAAGUGACUGCCCGAGCAAGAGAGCAUCGAAAGCGCGGCAGAGGGGAGGUGGUGUCCCUUUAAAUGUGACCAAAGUGUUGUCAGUGGAUCUGCCAUGGCAGAGGAGCUAAUCCCCCCCCAGCCCCUCUCAGCCACUCUGAUGGGAUAAUUAGAUGCGAGGGCUCAGUGCAGAUGAUGCUGCAGUUGCUUAGCAACUAAUGGUUUCCACGGCGACGGCAAAGCGCAGCCUGCGAGCAGCAAGUGAGCAGUGCAGCAGGGCAGGGAGCAGUGCCUUCCACUCCUGCACUGAUCCGGAGUCACUCCAGGCCUUGAGGUAUUAGGGGAGCGAGGAGGGGGUGUCUUAAAGACACAGCAUCCCUGUUUCCAGCAGCAGGAAGAAUGUUUGGGGUCUUUUUGAGACUGCAAUUUCUGUGACUCCGUCGUCCCGCUCUCGGUGACCCCACGAGCGAGGCUGAACCACACCGCGCCUUCUCACGCAGAAGCUCGCGCCUCGAUUCACGGGCCAUCCUGCUGUAAGCAGCCGAAUGUGAGUCCCGCAUUGGUUCUCACACCCAGGGCUGAGAGGUGAACACACACACGCACACGUUUACAUUGUCAGCACUGUCCCAUGAGAAGCCGUGUACCCGCAUCCAGCUUGGCCCUGAACCAGCAGGCAACGGGGCAUUUCCUCCUGAUUCUGCAGCUCCACGACACAUAUAAAAGUGACACCAGCAAUAAAACACGAAGAGUGUCACCAGAAUAACAUAUGAGAUCGAUUAACCUUAGCCAAAGUCUGUCAUCUGGUAUUUCCUUCAACACGACUGACUCCUCAGCUUUGUUACCGCCAACCCCUGCACCGCGCCAGCAUCGCCCUGUUUCCGAGCACCGCGGCCGCGACCCGCGUCUCUUCUCACCGCGCACUGUGCUUGCUGGCAGCGCAGCUGCUGCCCCGUCACCUCGCGAGCUGAGCAGGGUCGAGCUCUGUCUGCGUUUUGAUAACAGAGCUCUGGGACAUGUAGGUGGGGUUGUUGGCAUUGGGUGGUCUUCACCCCCUCGCAUGAUGCAGGGAUGGCAUCCCCGCCCGCUUGCAAAUACAGCCGUACAUGUUAAAGCUUUGCAAAUGUCUCAAGCACAGAAGGGAGUGUGGAAAACUCGCAUCCCAGAGACAAGCUCUGCACUCGUACCAUCCUCUCCCCAGCCCCACACGAAGCAUCUGAUCCCCAGCCCGCACCGACGGCCGGUUCAGCCGCGAGCGAGGCGUCCUCCCUGGAGCCGUCCCGAUCCGCCCAGCGCUUCAGGAAGGUACCAGAGCAGAGUCACCAAAAAAGUUGCAGAGCGUUUCAGACUCUGUCCCCUACGGCUUUCAAAGGCGGAAAUCAAAGGGAAGAGCCGCGCUUUGUUCCGCAGGGGAGCGGCGUGAAAGGUGAGCGGCGGCGAGCCCGGCGGAACCGGUCGCUUCAGUCGCCCGCCAGCUCACCUUUGAAGUGGUUUUAAAAAUCAGGGAGGAGGGGCAGAGACCCGAGUUCAGCUCUUUUACUGCAACUUCACAGAAUUUGAGAACGCGGAGGGUAGGAGGCCGCCUUUGCCCCAUCAGAAAAAUAGCAUAUCUUUUCAGAGAGAACGGAAUACUGCUAAUAAAAAAGGCCGCGAUACUCAUCAAGUACAUGUGCCGUGUCCUCAUGUCCUGAGGCAGCUACGAACAGCUGUGACAGCAGCAGCACCUGCCUGCGGUACCGCCGGGGCCACAGCCGGGCGCCCGCGGCGCUCACCGGCACCGCGGCCGCGCCCAGCCCGGCGCCACGGAGCGACGACUCUCACCGGUGCACGGCCUCGCGCUCCCUCUCCUGCUUUUUCUGCUGCCCCUCUGUAACAGAAAGGGCUGGUUUUAACCUCGGCCCGCGCAAACCCUGGGAGCUCUUUCUAUGUUAUAGUCGCAGGAGAAUGGAAGUGGUGCCAACGCGGUGGGAGCCGCGCUGUGCGAGGACGAGCCAGGUGCCCAGCAAGACAGGAAAAAGUACCAAUUACUUAAUUGGAAAUGAAUCUCUGUUCUACCACAGAAAUAUACCUAUCUAUAUAAAGCACACAGCUGACUGGCACGACCAAUAUUCACAAGCCCCGAGUCCCCCCAGGACCACAGAACUUGCUUCUGUACAAACACCAUCAGCUGGGCAAGGCCAACACCUGAGAAGCAACCAAGCCUGCUCACAGUUACAUCAUGAAUCCAAAAAGCCUUUUCUCUUUGUCUGCAAACAAAUCUUCAUCCAAAAUGCCAGGAGAUGGGAAUCAGCAAGGAAAGAGAACUGCGCUUGCCCCCCAGCCCACGUCCUUAGGAAUCUUCACGGAGUCCUUGUGCUCACGAGUGUGCGGGAGUAGGUGAGGCUGGUUGCCAGUAAAACCAUCCACCAGCUUCCACACGGGUAACGCUCACCUGAGAGGAGCUGGCUCUGAAGAACCCAGACGUCCUGAGCCAAGACACCUCCAGCUGGUUCCCUCUGCGCCUGCAGCUCCGUCCACGACGACACUGGCUGUUGUGACCUCCCGCACGUGUCAGCAGGUUCUCUCCUCGCUUCUGUUCUGAAGCUAGAGAGAGGGGGACCAAAAAAUGAGAUGGCUUUAGGAAACAGGUGUGAGCUUCUGGUUAACUCAUAGGAUUCAUCAGUCUUAGACUUUAUUUGCUACAAAUGGGCUCUAUCAGUCUGAUUCUGGGAAAGCAGGGGCAGUAAGACAGGGCUCGGGGGUUAUGAUGCUCUCACCCAGAAUAUCCAAACUGCUGGGAUCAGGAUUCAGUAACCAACGGGCCAGAGGCAAAAUCAAGGCCUUUUCUCCUCUUCCUGGACUUAGGGAAAGGUCCACAGUUGUGACCAUAUAUAUUUAAAACAUUCUUAGGCUUCAAGCUGGAAGCCAACACCUGUGCAGCGUACUGCGGGGGCCGGGCAGCCCACGGGGCGGUUGUGCUGCUUCACCUGUCGGUGUCACGGCAGCCCGCUGCCGCACCGGCGUGCGGGAGAGCUUUCCAUCCCGCAGCAGCGCCAGGGAGCUCCUUCCACACCUUGUUUUGGGGAGGGCCCACGUACAACUGCCCAGGGCUGCUCUGUGUGGGGCAAUAUCUUAUCGUAUGUUAUAUCCUCUCCCUCCCCGCUGUUCCUUACCAGCUCCACAGACCAGUGCAGCCUCCUCUGAGAGCAGAGCGACCUGGGGCAAGACGGGAGAAAGGAAGCUGCAGCCCUGCACCGCCCGCAGCUGUCGCUCGUCUCCCUCAUUGCUCUCGGCCUAACUCGGGGCACCGGCUCUGAACCAGCUGCGGGUGAUUUUCGUGGCUCCCUGUGGAAUGCCAGCUCACACGGCCUCUUGUGGCCAAGCCACGCGCUCGGCUCUGCUCUGGCUCUGCCUGGCUGCUCCUGCACCGCGGCACGCAGCGCGGCGUCCUUCCCCGGGUAUUCCUCUGGCUUCUCUUCGCAGCAGUGCCUUGGUUGUCAAGAGCUGUGCCUGGCUGAAGAGCAAGCCGGCCGAGAUAAUUCAUCCACAUGCAAGGUGCAGCAACCACAGGACUUGAUUUGUCCCCAAAGAAAUACUUUACAUGGUCCUGAGGUUAUUAACACUACUGCAUCCAGCCUAGCACACUUGUACGAGGCUGUUGUCGAAGUACCAGAGGCUAUGUGGUUGGUGAGGCAUCGACGGAGGGCGCGCGUAGAUAAUCACAGGCUUAAUGAAUUACUGCGCUUCAGCCGACGUGUACGCCACUGCACGAGAGUUUCGCUGCCAACGGAAAGGGGAAAGCAACUCCGUGGUGCGACAGGUCGAGUGAUAGGUGGUAAAUUAUUAAACUGUAGUAGCUGGGCUCUUUGCAACGCGUCUCAAGUCAAACACCAGGCUCCGGUUUCAGGAAGGGGAAGGGUGUUCACUGGGGCCGCUCAGACUGCCCGAGGAGCCGCCGGCCGAGCGGGCCCUGCUGGCGCCCGAGGAGCCCGGCGGGAGCGCGUGGUCCCGCUGGCCGCCGCUCACGAGUGGAAAAAGCCACACGGCUGUCGUCGUUUGUGCUGAGCAAGAGCCAAGCUGGCUUGAUAUUUGCGAAAUGCCUAACGAGCGCACGCAGCACAAACUAACACGCCUGCUUUUAUUGAAGAGGCAAAGCUGAGCAGGCCAGAUCCUCCUCUGCCCUUUGAAAGUCACCUUUUCAAGAAAAGCUUCUUCAUGUUUGACUUAUUUUUCAAUUGUCUGUCUCAAAAGAUGCAAACACACGAAGCGCGAGAACAGUGACAGCAAAGGGUGCAGGAACGUCCGGCCCAGAGCACUGCAGAGCAAACCCGCGCUCUGGAAAAGCUUCUUACUCUGUUCUUCCAUCACGCAGAAAAAACCCAAACAACUCAAACCCAAACUUUUGGUGCAAGGGUCAUGGAACUCACUUUUAAGCCGAGAUCCCCGCCUGGACGCCUGCCUGUGUAACCUCGUCGAGGGGUUCCUGCUCGGGCAGGGGGGGCGGACUAGAAACCAGAAACCAGCCUACGCGGUGCCGCCAUCAGCUCACCUACGCCACCAGUACGGACCAGUUACUGAAAGGAGCUCCAGCUGCAGAAGUUGCAGAGAGACCGACGGCUGUCAGUCCCACAUGGGACAGCACUGUCUGUCUGUCUGUCUGUCUGAGCAGGGCCCAAAGUAAGGUGAACUGUCUUUGGACGGCAGCACUGAGAUCCACUGGGGCUGCAGUUCAGACGCUCUCCUCCCAUCCUGCCAGACUAGAGCACGGGCAUCUUGGGCUCUUAUUACAUGUGAAAAGAGACAAACCAAACCAUUAUGUCAGGUUAACAGCUGGACUCGAUGACCUUAAAGGUCUUUUCCAACCCAAAUGGUUCUACGAUUCCACAAUUUAAGAUUUUUGUUAGAGCUGUAGAAGGGCAGGAAAACAGCAGCGUCAGAGCACCGAUAGCAGGCAGGGUCGGAAGGCAGCCGGGCGGGGCUCGGCGUGUUUCAGGGCAGCGCACAACAGUCACAACAGCGAGCGAAACAAGUCCGAAACCGAAUAAAGCCCCAGACAGGGCGGGGGAGAACGGCGUUUGCCAGGGGCACAGCCCCGCACGGCAAGUGACAGGGCAGCUAGUGACACGCCAGCCCGCUGUACAGAAAACAGCAGGGGCCCCGCGGCCGGAGCGGGCCGAGCCGCCGCCCCGCCGGGACCGCCGGCGCGCGGCUCCGAGCGCCCGCUGGGGCGGCCCGGGCCCGGCAGGACCGCAGCCGCCGCGCCUGCGCGCUCCGCCCCGCCCGCCAUGGCCGUGCUGCACUGCGCGCUGUGCCGCCGCACGUCCUUCGCGGGCCGGCGGCACCUGUACAGCGCCGGGCACCGGCGGCGGCUGCAGGAGGCGCUGGCGCGGCUGCAGGAGGAGGUGGCGGCGGCGCGGGCGGCGGCGGCGGCGGGCGCCGUGCGGCCCCUCGAGCCGGCGGAGGACGAGCGGCGCGUCUGGUGCCUGUGCUGCGGCCGCGGCGUGCGGCGGGACGGGCGGAGCGGCGGGCUGGCGCUGCCGGGGGCCGCGCUGCUGCGGCACAUGGCCGGGUACCGGGGGGGGCCGGGCGGCGGGGGGACCGCCCGGGGCGCGGGUGGCGCUGACGCAGUCCCGCAGGCCCGAGCACCGGCGGGCGACGCUGCGCUUCUGGCGGGAGCAGCGGGCGGAGGCGGCGCUGCGGGAGCGCGUGCUGGUGCCGGCCGAGGAGUGCGAGCGGCUGGAGCGGGCGCUGCAGCGGGCGGUGGCCGCGCACCGGCAGCGGGAGGACGAGCGCAUCCAGGAGAUGGCGGCCGCGAUCCGGGAGGCCGAGCAGCGGCAGCGGGAGACGGUGCGGGCGGCGCUGGAGCUUCCCCCGGAGUCCGAGCUGCGCACAGGACCUGACUGCGGCGCCCGAGCCGGACCCCAGAGCGCCCCAAACAAAUUCUGCUCCAGAAACCUCAGACAAUCGUCGCCUGCCCAGCUUCGGCAGCCACUCAGCUCCCAGCUCCUGUGUUCCAGGGACGACUGCGAGGACGCGGAGCAGCCCGGCCCGAGCGGGACGCACACAGGACCCGACUUAACCCGGAUGGAGCCAGGCCAGGCCUUGACCUUCAUCGGCCACCAGGAAGCAGAGGGGAAAGGAAACGUUCACACAGGAGCGAAACCCCCGUGGCUGACAGAGGAAGAGGAUGGAAGUAGAAGAGAAAUCGGACCUUCGUAUGAGGAAUUUCUUAAGCAAAGGGAGAAGCAGAAGCUGAAAAAGCUGCCGGCGGAGCGCGUGGGCGCCAACUUUGACCAUACUUCUGAGACGGGCACCGGCUGGCUGCCGUCCUUCGGGCGGGUGUGGAACCACGGCAGGCGCUGGCAGUCCCGGCACCAGUUUAGAACUGAAUCGGGGGAAAAGAAGAGAAGGUGAUGAGGAGCCCGAAGGAAGCGCCGUGACGCACGCGGAGAGGCGGUGGCUCCCCGGUUCAGCGCUCGGCUCGCGCGUCUGGCGCGUUCGGUUCGCUGAGCUCACACGGCGUGAACAAACACGUUGAACAAAGGCAUUUUUGAGAAAUAAAGUUUGUUUUUUAAAAAGUUA
Molecule: messenger RNA, 10043 nt
Organism: Columba livia (rock pigeon)
Lineage: Eukaryota; Metazoa; Chordata; Aves; Columbiformes; Columbidae
Gene: CENATAC
Product: centrosomal AT-AC splicing factor
Exons: 8
Coding region: 8301-9875 (524 amino acids)
Source: RefSeq, a predicted model, not a curated record